AUGUUAAAGAAUAGACCUAUUCUAUGUGCUGAGGAGCCUAUUGAAGAAGAUUAAUAUUUUAUGUAGGCGUUUUAGGUUGAAUAAGAAGUUCCUAAUGUUAGUGUAAGUAUUAGUGAAGCAAGUGAUAGUUAAAAUGAUUCGAAAAAACCCUUUGAAAUUCCCUAAGUCUUAGUUGAACAUCAUGCUAAAGAAAAAUAAAAAGAUGAAGAGUAAUUUACUAAAUCAGAAGCAAAAAAGGCUUUUUCUAAAUUAGUUUAACUCUUUCAUAUAAGAUAAUUUAUACAUUAGAUUCUUUCCAAGAGAAGAUUGAUAUCAAAAAUAACGAAAUACCAUUUAUAAGUGAUUAAUGAUAAAGCAUCUUCACUUGAUGAUGUUGAUUUUAGAAAAUAUGCAAUUACAAUUAAACCAUUUAUUUCAAGUUUAAAAGAAACUACAUAAGCUCACUUAAGGAAUCCACAGUAAAAAUGAUUAUAAUAUUAAUUUUAGAACAAAUUAAUUGUUAUUGUAACAAGCGAAAAUAUUUAUAGGAAUUUAAGUGGAGAGAUUUUAUAAGCUCAUCUAGAAAAUUCCAUUAAUUAAACCAGAUUCAAAAAUGAAAGUAGUUUGGGAUAGUGUUUUAUUUGUUUGCAGAUUUUAUUUACUAUUUACAAUUCCAAUAGAUUUAGCUUGGCCAUCAAUAUAAUUGUUAUUUUAUACACUAGAAGUACCAACUGUGUUAUGUAUAACACUUUUGAUACUUGAUUUUUUUGUAAGCAUUUUUUAAUCUUACUAUCAUCAAGGAUAAUUGGUAACAGAUAGAUUGAGUAUUUUAAAGCAUUAGAUAGGUAAAGCAUAUGGCUUUGAAAUAAUUGCUAAUAUUUUACUUAUCGUAUUUUAUAAUAUCGCUAAUCAGUAUGAUUACGGCUUUAAUGUUUUUGAAAAUCCUUAUUAUAUCUUUCUAUUUCUAUAAUUUGUACAAUAUAACAAUAUUGCUUAACUUAGGUAAUAAUUAGAAGAUGCUUUGAAUUUAUCAAGGGAAGCAUCUUCAAUAAUGGAGCUUUCUAAAUUAUUUGUUUUAUUAUUUUUUGUUAUACAUGUUUUUGCAUGUUUGUGGUUUUGGGUGGGACUUUAUAGUGAGACAUAUCUUGGUAAUAGUUGGCUUGAGGCUAAAUAGAUUUUAGAUAGAUCUUUUGCUGAUCAAUAUUUGUACUCAUUUUAUUAUUCAACUGUAACAAUGUUCACUGUAGGUUAUGGUGAUAUAACACCUUAGACAAAUCCAGAAAUGAUUGUAUCAAUCAUAUUUAUGUCUGUUUGUAGUGUUUAAUUAUCUUACAGUGUAAGCACUGUGAGUUCUAUUAUUGAAUAGAUUAGUGGUUUUAAAGAGGAGAAGAAAAGAAAGUUUAAUAUUAUUAAUAAUUAUAUGGAAUCAAAAGCUAUUAGUUAUGAGUUACAAUUUCAGAUAAGGGAAUAUCUAAAUUAUUAUUGGACAAUGAAAAGGAAUGAUGAAUCGAAUUAGGAAAAAGAAAUCAUUGAUGAAUUAUCAAGUAGAUUAAAAUAGAAAUUAAUUUUUGAAGCUAAUUCUCGAAUUCUUUAUAAUAGUCCUUUUUUUAAAGAGAACUUUUCAUUAAAUUUUAAAAAAGAACUUGUAAGUAAAAUUACUUCAACUACAAUUGCUCCAGAGAAUGUUCUUGAUUAUACAAAACAAUUAUAGGAUGAAAAUAAUUUGUCAAUAUUUUUUAUAGAAUAAGGAUAAAUUGAGGUGUUUAUUGAAAAUGAAUAAUUAAGUGAAUUAUCAAGAGUUAGUAAAUUAAAGGAAGGUGAAAGCUUUGGAUUUGUAAGUUUUAUAACUGGUACUCCUAGUAUAGAAAAAUAUAAAACUAUAGGUUUUACUAAAUUAUUAAUAAUAAAAAGGAAAGACUUUUUGGAAGUAAUAAAAGAUUAUCCUGAUGAUUAUGAAGUAUUUUAUUCUUUUUUUGAAGAAUUAACAUUCAAUUCUGAAACAGAAUUAUUAACUUUGGAAUGUUUUUCUUGUAAAUCAAAAACUCAUAAAGCAAUUUCAUGUCCUCUCCUUCAUUUUAAACCAGAUCGAGAGAAGAUUAUUAAAACAGCUUAAUUUAGUAUAGAAUAAGAGAGAAAUACAGAAAAAAAAAGAAAAGAAAAAUGUUAUAUUAAGGCUAUUUUGGGUUAAAGUAUAUUAAAUGAUGUAGCUAAAUAAGUAUAAUAAGAUAAUCAAUAAUUAACAUACAUAUAUGAAGAGUAGGAUGAAGAAAAAUAAGUCACUCCUUAAAUUCAAUUAAAUGAAAACUCAGAAAAAUCAUCUGAGAUAAGAUUUACUUCCGAAGAAUAGAAAAUUCGUAUUUUUGAUUUUAAGGAAGAUACAUUAAAACCACCAAGUUAGUAGAAAAAAUAAUUGUUAAGAAAAAAGUAAACUUUAUCAGACAUAGGAGAAAUUAUGUAAUUUAGUAAAAAGUCAAAAGAAACUAAGGAGAAGUUUAAAAAUAUAGUUAAGAAGGUUAAUCUUAUAAAUGAAUUUAUUGAAAAGUAGGUGGAAGAUUCUUAGCAGAGAAGUCUAUCUUAACAUAAAGAAUAUCUCAAUAUUAUUUAAUAUAGAAAAAGUAAGAUUUAACACAUCAAACAUAUUUAUUCGGAUAAGACUAACAAUGAAUUAGAAUUUUUUGAACUCAAACUUAAAAUGCUCUUAUAAACAGAAUUUGAUAUAAUUUUAGAUUCAUAGAAAUCUUAUAAAUAUUUUAGACCAAAAGAUAAUCUUUUUUAAGUUUUAAGCAGGACAAAAAUAUCAAUGCUAUCAAGUACAAAUGAUAAGCAAAUCUUAAUAUAAUAAAAAACUUAGUAAUUUAUAAAGUAUUUAUUUUAUCCAUAUUUAUACAUUUAAAAAUAUGUAUGUAAAUAAAAGCAUCCAGAUUAUGUUGGAGAGACAAAGAAAAAAUAAUUAAUGAGAAGAAACAAUAGAAUAUCUCUUGCAUUUAUAAUGCAAUAACAUUCAUCUAUUAAAAAACCUUGA
Messenger RNA from Paramecium sonneborni, 3001 nucleotides. The record is from the annotation of a GenBank genome assembly. NCBI's taxonomy places the organism in Eukaryota, Ciliophora, Oligohymenophorea, Peniculida, Parameciidae.